Hemisphaericaspora subhashii is the source of this 564-nucleotide messenger RNA. RefSeq lists its product as uncharacterized. Bases 1 to 564 code for a protein of 187 amino acids. The record is from RefSeq and is a predicted model, not a curated record. The transcript has a single exon. Lineage: Eukaryota; Fungi; Ascomycota; Pichiomycetes; Serinales; Debaryomycetaceae.
AUGAAAAUCUCAACUAUAAUAUUUGCUUCAAUAAUUGCCGGUGCUUUGGCCCAAGAAUCUCCAUUCAGGUGGUUCUCCAAAAGAUCUUGUGAUGAUUGCAACGAAGCUCAAGAUUUCCUAGUAGAACAAUGUCCAGAAGAUCUAUAUGCCGUAGAAAAAAAAGCUGAAUUAUUGGAAUGUCUUUGCGACCUUCCAAUUGAAUACUUUGAAACAUUGGUAAUUUGCAUGUCCAGUUGUGAAGACUUAGAUCUUUCGGAUCAACUCAUCUCGUUUGACGCCGAGGAAUUGAAUGGGUAUUAUUGUGAUGCUGCCCAGCAAAUUAAAACUUAUACUGGAGAUCUUGCUGAUUUUACAUAUUCUCUAGAAGAAGAAAACGACACCUCAGUUCCGGAAGAAGAAAGCAACACCUCCGUUCAGAAAGAAGAAAGCGACACCUCAGUGGUGGAUUCUGAUUCAACGACAACUGCAGGCAGUACAACUAGCAUGACUGCAUCGUCCACCAAUUCUGCUGCUACUUUCGGAGUUGCCUCGAUUCUUGUUUUGUUUGCCUUGUCGAUGUUGUAA